Molecule: messenger RNA, 1088 nt
Organism: Leguminivora glycinivorella
Lineage: Eukaryota; Metazoa; Arthropoda; Insecta; Lepidoptera; Tortricidae
Gene: Dtwd2
Product: tRNA-uridine aminocarboxypropyltransferase 2
Exons: 2
Coding region: 269-1024 (251 amino acids)
Source: RefSeq, a predicted model, not a curated record
GUAGUCAAGAGUGGUAGGGUAGGGAUAGGGAAGGGUCGGAAGGGGUGGUAAGGUAAAAGUGUUAGAGAAAAUAGGACUCGUGGAGUGUUGUUUGCUGAGAUUUAUUUUUAUUAAACGUUACUAUUCAAUGAGAUUGCAGGUUCGUUGUUAAAAUCACGGUAACUAUUGAACAUGAAGAUAAAAGCCUACAAAUUAUGACAAUACAUCAACAAGUAUUUCGGUGUCUUCAAUCUUAUAAUUAUAACCUAAAGGUUCUAAAGCUUUAAACAUGAACGAAGAAGACGUGUGGGGGGACCUGUCUAACAUACCUGCAGAUCCACCACAUAUGCGUGAAUUAUGUGAAAAUUGCAAGAGGCCUCAAGUGGUAUGUUGGUGUGCUGCUCUUCCCCCAGAGAGGUUAAAACCACGCAGCAACAUCAUUCUUCUCCAGCACCCGGCCGAGGAGAAGCGCUGCCUCCGCACCGCUCCGAUGCUGCAGCUGGGCUUAGCAGAAAACAAGUGCCUUAUAUUCAAAGGAAAAAAGUUCCCACAGCCAAGGCAUGACAACUUGGAAAAUAUUUUAACUCAACCCAAUACAAUAUUACUUUAUCCUAGCAAAACUGCUAUUGAUAUAAAUGACUUAGUUAAUGAUAAUAAUUCAUACAAUCUUGUACUAUUAGAUGGUACCUGGCCCCAAGCCAAAGCUAUCUAUGCUUCCAGUCCAAUUUUACAUAAUAUAAGGCAGGUUAAAUUAAUUACUAGCACUGUAAGUAGCUAUAUUAUAAGAACACAACCAACUGAAGGUUGUUUGAGUACACUAGAAACAGCAGCGGAGGCUUUGUCUCAAUUGGAAAAGGAUCCAAAAUACAGAGAACAACUGGUGCAGCCAUUACACAUGCUGUGCCAAUACCAGUUAGACAAUGGAGCUGUGACUCACCAGUCAAAGGAGUUCUUGUUGAAAACUAGAACAUAUCCUAAAUUGAUAGGAAAACGCUUAUCUAGGCUGUUAAGGUCUACUAAUGACACUAUUCUUAAUUUAGACUAAGUAGAUUACUUUUGUAAGUGUUUCAUAUGAUGGAUAAAUAAAGUUUAUCAAAUUUUUAAAUAUG